This is a messenger RNA of Xyrauchen texanus (razorback sucker), 3328 nucleotides long. It is a transcript of the gene itga6l, whose product is annotated as integrin, alpha 6, like. The transcript has 25 exons. The coding region runs from base 97 to 3228 and encodes 1043 amino acids. NCBI's taxonomy places the organism in Eukaryota, Metazoa, Chordata, Actinopteri, Cypriniformes, Catostomidae. The record is from RefSeq and is a predicted model, not a curated record. Gene Ontology annotation, molecular function: integrin binding. Gene Ontology annotation, cellular component: external side of plasma membrane; integrin complex. Gene Ontology annotation, biological process: cell-cell adhesion; leukocyte migration; cell adhesion mediated by integrin.
GAUAAAACAAGGCUUGUAUAAGGUGUCACUUUGCCUCACCCUCCAGUGGGAUUCUUUCUUCUCUCAGACCACAUCGAGCUGCAGGGAGAUACAAUCAUGUUGUCAAAGCAGUGGGGACUCAUCAUGACCGUGUGGGUCAUCAGCAUCGUUCAGCCACCGCUGGUUUCUCCAUUUAACCUGGAUACCCAGAAUGUGAUGAAGAAACGUGGAGAGGCAAACACUCUGUUUGGGUUUUCCAUGGCCAUGCAUCACCAGCUCGAGCCUGCUGAGGAGCUUGUCUUGCUGAUUGGAGCCCCUCAUGCAAAAGCAUUACCUGUUCAAAAGGCCAAUAUAUCUGGGGGUCUAUACCGAUGUAAAUUCACCACACAACCUGAUGAUUGUGAACGCAUAGCUGUUGGCAUAGAAGCUCGUCCCAAGGAGAGAGACAGAGAAGACCACAGAGAAAACCAAUGGUUGGGUGUCCGUGUGAAAAGUCAGGGACCAGGCGGCAAAGUAGUGACUUGUGCCCAUAGGUAUCAGGAUUGGAGUUUUGGCAAUCAGCUGGUAUUGGGCAAGUGUUUUGUUCUAAAUCAGGACCUUAAAGUGGAGGAUACAAGGGUAUUUUGUAAAAAUCGACCAGCAGAAAAGCACAUGUUUGGGUACUGUCAACAGGGUCUCUCAGUAGCAUUUGCCAAAGACAACAAUUACCUUGUUUUUGGAGCUCCAGGAGCUUAUGACUGGAAAGGCACAGUGCACAUGGAGCCUGUUGAUGACUUCUCUCUAGAGGACUAUGAAACGGGAGAUCAGAAUCAGUUUCGAGAAGACCUUAUUCCUCUAGGCAUCAGCAGCUAUUUAGGCUUUGCUCUAGAUACUAGUAUGAACUUUAUGAAGAAGGGAGAGCUGAAUGUAGUGGCUGGGGCUCCACGCUCAAACCUCAGUGGUGAGGUUGUUCUGCUAAGGCAGGAUGAAAGAGCAGCGGCAAGAAGCUUGCGAAUAGAACAUAUUCUUCAAGGCCCAGGCUUGGCCUCCUCUUUUGGCUAUGACCUCGCUGUGCUUGACUUAAACGCAGAUGGGUGGGAUGACCUUGUUGUGGGUGCACCACAGUUCUCCAAAACUGACAUGGACAAAGAUAUAGGAGGGGCUGUGUAUGUUUACAUCAACCAAGCAGGUGGACAACAGUGGAACCGAAUCGAGCCAGUGUGUCUCUAUGGGAAAAGAGACUCCAUGUUUGGAAUAGCAGUGGCACAUACCGGAGAUAUCAAUCAGGAUGGAUUCCAAGAUUUUGCGGUGGGCUCUCCCUAUGAUGAUAAGGGAAGAGGUGGAGUGUAUGUGUACCAUGGUUCAUCUUCAGGCUUCCAUCAAAAACCAGAGCAGGUUUUACAUGCUGGGGACCAUGAUAUUAAACUGUUUGGCUAUUCCUUGGCUGGGAACAUGGAUGUGGACAGCAAUGGUUAUCCAGACCUUGCUGUUGGUUCACUUUCAGAUACUGUGCUAGUUUACAGAGCUAAGCCAGUGGUAAGCAUAGAAAAGACCUUAACACUAAUGCCUAAUAAAAUUGAAUUGAAGAAUCACGACUGCAGGAAACAAACAUGCUUAAUUGAAGCUCAGUCCUGCUUCACUUACACUGCCCAACCAGCGGCAUACAAUCCCAAACUAAGGAUCCAGUACCAACUAAAGGCCGAUACAGUGCACAGAGUAAGAGGUCUUCCUUCACGAGUAGUCUUUGUGAAAUCUGAAUCCGCACAGGGAUUCCAUGAUCUCCCAGGCCAGGGCAAGAGACAGUGUGUCCAGACUCAGCUCAGACUACUGGGAGAUAUCCAGGACAAACUGACAAACAUUGCCAUCAGUCUGUCUGUUUCUUUGCCACCCAACAGUCCUAAACAGUCAGUCAGAACCUUUCCUGACUUAGAGCCUGUUCUCAACGCUCUGCAAGAAAACACAACUACAGCAGAGUUCAUCUUUAUGAAUGCUGGCUGUGGACGUGACAACAUCUGCAAGAGUAACCUGCAGCUCCAGUAUAAAUUCUGCACCAAAGACCCACAACAAGACAAGUGCUACCCACUAAACGUGGAAAAUGGUGUGCCUCUCAUCUCUCCCGGGGAUGAGAAUGUUGCCCUGGAGGUCACUGUAACCAACAAAGGCGGAGAUGAUGCACAUCAUAGUCAACUCUCUGUGCAGUUUCCAGAAUUUCUGCCCUUAUCAUCAGUUGUGCUGAAGAAGAACAGUACGCAGGAAACACAGGUGCAUUGCAACCCCAAUGAUAUCAAAACAUCGGCUGAUUGCCAACUUGAAAAUCCUUUUAAAAGUGACUCAGAGGUGUCAUUCUUUCUGAUACUAAACACAGACAAGCUUUCCAUGAAAGUUACACGUGCUAAUGUGACUAUGUCUCUUAAAACGAUCAGUGAUCAGAGUGAUGCAACAAUUGUUGCAGAAGCAAAAAUUAUCUUUGAAAUGCAACUGCAAGUCUCUGGUGUUGCUAAACCUUCCCAACUGUUUUUUGGAGUAGAAGUGACUGAGGAGAAAGCUAUGAAAUCAGAGGACGAUAUUGGCUCUUUGGUCCAGUAUGAGUUCAGGAUUAGUAACAUUGGUCGGCCUCUGAAGUCCUUCACUUCUGCUAUCCUGAACAUCCAGUGGCCAAAAGCAACCAAGGAAGGGAAAAGGCUCCUGUACCUCAUGCAGGUCACUGGUCAAGGACAAAGGAUUAUUCACUGCACACCUUCAGAUGCGAUCAACUCACUCCGAUAUAUCAAAGUGUCGUCCAGAGGACGGCGUGAAAUACAGCGUGAAUCAGAUCUGGAGGGUCUUAGCUCUGAUGGUGGAUUUCUUUCUUUUUUUGGAAACAAAAGAAAGUACAAGACCUUGACGUGUGCUGAUGACUUAACAUGUGUGGAGAUCAAGUGCCCUCUUCAGGCAGUGGACAGUACUGCAGUUAUUGUUCUACAUGGCCGUUUAUGGAACAGUACUUUUCUUGAGAAGUAUAGCUCAUUGAACUAUCUGGAUAUUGUACUGGAUGCGUCUCUGAGCCUUAAUGGGACUCAGGAGAAUAUUGGGAUCCAGCCAUCGGAAACUAAGGUGAGACUAACGGUUUUUCCUGAGAGGAAGCCUGCUUUGUUCAGCCGAGUCCCAUGGUGGGUCAUUCUACUCAGUGUACUGACUGCUCUGCUCUUACUAGCUUUGCUCUCCUACCUUUUCUGGAAGCUUGAAUGCUUCAAGUGUGGAAUGUGUGCUAAAAAGAAGAAUGUAUAUUAAUACAUCAACAGAUAGAAAAACCCUACAGAGAAGUAUCUUCACAGAAAAGGCCAAAACACUUGCAUGAUUCUGUGGGGGUUUCUGCACAGGUCAAUUACAG